Messenger RNA from Chroicocephalus ridibundus (black-headed gull), 7157 nucleotides. RefSeq names its product coiled-coil domain containing 6 (gene CCDC6). The record is from RefSeq and is a predicted model, not a curated record. Bases 1 to 1437 code for a protein of 478 amino acids. Lineage: Eukaryota; Metazoa; Chordata; Aves; Charadriiformes; Laridae. The transcript has 9 exons.
AUGGCGGACAGCGCCAGCGAGAGCGACACGGACGGCGCCGGCGGCAGCGGCGGGGGCGGCGGCCCGGUGGGGACGCUGACGGCGGGCGGCCCGGCGGCUGGGCCCGGCUCCGGGGUGGCGGGCGGCGGCGGCGGCGGUUCGGGGGGCAAGGCGGGCGGGAUCGUGAUCUCGCCGUUCCGGCUGGAGGAGCUGACGAACCGCCUGGCCUCGCUGCAGCAGGAGAACAAGGUGCUGAAGAUCGAGCUGGAGACCUACAAGCUCAAGUGCAAGGCGCUGCAGGAGGAGAACCGCGACCUGCGCAAGGCCAGCGUCACCAUCCAAGCAAGGGCAGAGCAGGAAGAGGAAUUCAUCAGUAAUACUCUAUUUAAGAAGAUUCAAGCUCUGCAGAAAGAAAAAGAAACACUUGCAGUAAACUAUGAAAAGGAAGAGGAAUUUCUCACUAAUGAGCUCUCAAGAAAACUGAUGCAGCUGCAGCAUGAGAAGGCUGAACUGGAGCAGCAUUUAGAGCAGGAACAGGAAUUUCAAGUGAACAAACUGAUGAAGAAGAUUAAAAAACUGGAAAAUGAUACAAUUUCGAAGCAGCUGACCCUGGAGCAGCUAAGACGUGAGAAGAUUGACCUUGAAAAUACUUUGGAACAAGAACAAGAAGCGCUAGUGAAUCGUCUCUGGAAGAGGAUGGAUAAGCUUGAAGCAGAAAAACGAAUUUUGCAGGAGAAACUAGACCAGCCAGUAUCUGCUCCACCAUCACCCAGAGACAUAUCAAUGGAGAUAGAUUCUCCAGAAAAUAUGAUGAGACAUAUCAGAUUUUUAAAGAACGAAGUGGAGAGGUUAAAGAAACAACUGAGGGCUGCACAGUUACAGCAUUCAGAGAAGAUGGCACAAUAUUUAGAAGAGGAGCGACAUAUGAGAGAAGAAAACUUGAGACUUCAAAGAAAAUUACAGAGGGAAAUGGAACGUAGGGAAGCGCUCUGCAGGCAACUGUCAGAAAGCGAAUCCAGCUUAGAAAUGGACGAUGAAAGAUAUUUUAAUGAGAUGUCUGCACAAGGAUUAAGACCUCGCACUGUGUCCAGUCCUAUCCCUUAUACACCCUCACCAAGUUCUAGCAGACCUAUAUCACCUGGUCUGUCAUAUGCAAGUCAUACAGUUGGUUUCACACCACCAACUUCACUAACUAGAGCUGGAAUGUCUUACUACAACUCCCCAGGCCUUCAUGUGCAACAUAUGGGACCGUCCCAUGGUAUUACAAGGCCUUCACCACGAAGAAGUAACAGCCCCGACAAAUUUAAACGUCCCACUCCUCCUCCUUCUCCAAACACGCAGACCCCAGUGCAGCCACCUCCGCCACCACCUCCACCACCUGUGCAACCUACGGUCCAAUCCGCAGCAUCGCAGUCAGCCACUUUUCAACAUUCAGUGCAUCCCUCCUCUCAGCCUUAGUGCAUGUGCUCAGCAGUCUGUCUGUCAGAAGUGGACUCAUAAUAUGGAGCAGUUUACUAAAAGCCAAAGGCUUACUUGGCAUAUUUGGAUUUGACUUAUUUGCACUGAGGUUAUAUAGGCUUCACUGUUAAUUGUGUUGUAAACGUUUGUAUAAAAUGCAGCCAGUGUUGUGGGUCUACAACACUAACUUAACAAAGUUUUCCAUCAGUGUUUACUUGAACUACAUGUAUGUCCAUUCUCUGGCUGGAACAUUUGCUACUCUGUUUGGUAAUACGGCAUUAUGUCGUUUUGCUUGGCUCCAAAGCUUCAUUUUCCUGGCUUUUAGGUUUGUAAAAUUAAAGGGAUACCUUUUUAUAUUUUUUCAUGACAAUUUGCAGAAAAUUAAAGGCAUGAUGGGUUAUAUGAUAAAUUCUGAAAUAUUAGUGUUUACCAAGCUUAUGGAAAAUCAGCACUACGUUUCAGUCAUUUGAAAUAACAGCUUCUAGUGCAAAAGUGAGUCAGACACCCUAAUCAGUGCCCGAGACACAUACUCUAUUGUAUUACAUAGUAAACAAGCUUAAUUCAGCACACAGGACACAUCCAUACUUCUCCUGUUUAAAAGCACCUCAGACGUAUGGUACAGUCGGAAUUUUGCAGUGAGGGAACUGGCUUGUUGGAGUCUGUGGAAUGUACAAUUCGUGGACCUUAAUAUUUGAUGAUUUCACUUGACAUUUACGUUAACCUGUAAGCUGCCCAUACUGUGUGAUCUGUCACAAUUAACUUCGGUAAGUGUGGUCCUGCCCGCAGGUUACUGAUAGCUGAUUACAGUGUGCUCUUUGAUUUUUUUGCUGCAGAAGGCGAUGUGAUUGUAGAGAACAGCUGAUGAUAAUUUUUUUUCUUGUUAAAAUAUAUUAAUUGUGAUUCCCCCGAAGCAAAGUUUGAACAGGUAUUUUAAAUGUUCAAAAGUCUGUUAGAAAAUACCAUAUAAGAUGAGCAUAUAGGAAUAUAUUGGCCUAACAGCCAAAAUGUUGUAUUGCUUGGUAGAAACAGAGUACAAGAAAGUAGCACAACGUGGCACUAAUGAAUGCUUAUUUAGCAGCCUAAGCCGGUACAAUGUAUAAAGAAAUGUAUUCUGAAUACAUUCUUUCCAUUCAUUUAGCACAAAUAAAUUGGUUUCACUUUGCAGUGGAACAAAGUGUCACUUCUUGGUAUUGACAUCUUACUCAGUUACAUUUUUCUUGAGGUUCCUGUUGAGUACUGAGGUUUAUAUAUUAUUGAUGAUUUUAAGUGGUUUACCUCAUAUAUAUGGAUAUGUGGGCCAUGGAAAAUGACAAGAGAAUGUUUAUUUUAUGAGAAUAUGUAUCUGGCUAUAAUCAGAGCAGAACGUGAGUAAUUUAUCUUUUGUUUACAAAAGUUUGUUUGACAUGCCUAAUGCUUUAUUAAGGACAUUUUUAAGAAGGAAGUACAGCAUUCUGGUAGUAUACUAACACUUGUACAUAUAUUUUCAUGUUUACCACUCACCUAUUCAGUAAGAAUUGCAAACUGAAAAAUCUUUAUAAAAUUAGUGCUCUAAAUCAAAAUAGUAAGUUAAAAUAAUGUUGUAAAAGGUUCUGCUUAAGGCAAGACUAGAAUUUCUUCACUGUAGCAAUGUAGUUUCAGCUCUGAGAGAAUUUAGAGAAUGCUUAUAUAGUCUAUUACACUUCUUAAACCAAUACGGGAUCAAGUGCAUUAUCAAAUUACAUUAGUUUUGGUAGUGACUCUCCAAUUAAGUGAUUCUCAAGGUUGUGGCAGACCUAAAAUUUGACUGGUGCUUCCAUCUGAAAAUAAUUGACCAUAGCAGAUGCUCAUAGAGGAAACUCAGCUGUGAGGAUUCUAAUUAAACAGAGCUCCUGAAUCAGUUAUAGGAUUGUGUGUGUGAAAAUUACAGGCAGUCAGAGGUGGGACUGAGGUCAAGAUAGGAUUGGUUUAGUUUGACGCUUGUCCUUUUGUAAACAUAAGACAAAGAAAAAAAAAUAUUUUUUUAUAAGUAGGAUUCCAGCUCAAGUAUACCACUGUUUAAAAUGGUGCCCUCCUUUCUGAAGUGCUUUGAGGUUCUUGGAUGUAUGGCUCUCUAGAGUGUGAGCUCAUAGUGGUGGUAGUAUAAAUGCAGGGGCAGGGGGAUGGGAUGGGGAACGCCUUUGACAGUGUUGUUUUAAGAUCUUAAAGUGGAAAAUUGCCUAGAAUAAUUUAAGUUUGAAGCAUAUUCCAAAACUGAAUUUGUGUAACCCAAGUUUAGCUGCUGUUAUCAAGUGUCUUAGUGAACUCUCCUUACUAUUCCAGUGGGACUGUUACCCAAGGAAAGUAAAGAACUGACAAAUGUAUACUAAACCCUGAAAGUGUAACAAGGCACUAAAUUGGCCUUACCUAACUAAGAAAGUUGAACAAACAUUUGCUUGCAAUCAGAAGUGUUAAACUCUAUUUGUAGACUUUUUGAAUAAGAUGAGGAAUUGUGCACAACCAUCUCCUAAUAAAUGUAAAUGGAUUUUCAGUUUUCCUGGUGAGUUAUAGUCAUGAAUUACGAUUCUGAAGCUGUGAUUUUUAUCAGAUCUCCUGUAGACUGGAGAAACUCACUUGACAGUGAGGUCCAGCUUACCCUGAGGGCUUCAGUGCUUGGCUUCUUUAUCUCAGAAGCACCUGGGUGGGUUUCUGCUGUUCUUUUCAUUACUCCACACUGCAUCAUCACUAGUUGUGAAAGGCCACAAGAGCAAUUUAGCAACUUCUAGCGGUGAUGAGCAUUUUGAGUGUACCCCUUUACAGCUAAAGGUUUAAAAAAAGCAUAAAAAAAAAUCUUUUAGCUGUUUGAGCAGUGCUUUCCUCUCUGACAAUCAGCAGCUUUCUUUUUACUUUUUCUCUCAAGGGAUCUGGCUUGGACACUGGAAUGCAGAUGAGACUCUGUAGAGUAUUAAGAGUUUAUUUUAUGCACGAUUUGUUCCAGAGAAGUUCUUUGGAAGAAGAGGUGGGACUAUUCGGAGAUAGUCUUCCAGCUAACAGCCAGAUAAGAUUGUUUUAAUUACAUGUACUCCUCUGAGAGCAUAUUCCCAAGGGCAGAAAGGACUAUCAGAGUUUUUCAAGAAAGUGUCAGUGAUUUUUUUUUUUAUUGGCAGUUGCCGUACUGGAGCUGAACAGAACAGGAUUUCUUUCCUGUUAAAAUGUUCAUGUUCAGGAAUCCAUCUGCCUGGGUGGAAUCCCUGUGCACUUCAGCUGAAUGAAAAAUGCAGUCUUGGAAGCAAUGAAAAUGAGAAAGGUUCCUGGGAUCUGAGCGAGUUGCACUGCUGACAGGAAACAAUUUAGACUCUGUAUAUUUUGUUAAAUAAGUGGAAACUGAUCAUGGAGACAAAUAAAAGAGCCUUGCAUUCUUUGUCAAUCAAAGAACGCAGUCUCUCAUCCUCAGUAUUGAUUAUUGCUUAGUAAGAGGAUGCAUCCAGGGACCUUGUUUAAGUCUUGUAGUGCUUUUUCUAAUCCUAACGCUUAGUUUUACAAGCAGUAUAAAUUCUAAUACUGUUCAACUUUUUGAUGUUUCCUUUUUGUUUCAGUCAUGGCAGUCUAUUUCUUUUUGAUCCUUGGGAGUCUACAGAGCAUGGACUAUGCAGAGCAUAUUUCUCCAGUUCAAGCCAUCUCAUAAGAAACCAGAAGGUUUAUGACUGUAAGCUAUAAAAUUAUAAUACAUGCAUAUAUUACAACAACCUCCUUGAGGGGAAAGAUCUGAAAGAAACCAUAGCCCCUGAGUACCAAAUGGACUGUGUGCAUAGAGACAAUCUGGUCUCCUCAGUUCCCUGAGGAGCUGAAUGCCUCUCCCAGCCCUUCUCUGAUUUGGACUAGCGUUCUUAACUUUUUUUAAAUUCCACUUCUCACUGUAAUAAGUACUCAGGAUAUCCUUCAUGUUCCUUUUGGCUAAUAACCGCUAGUCCCAGUACGAAUAGAGGUUAAGAGUCAUUGCCACUUUGUGGACCGGAGGAAGUCACUGAAUAUGCCAGAUCGUGGCCUUUACGAUGCAGUCCUAGUUUAAGUGGGAGCGUGUGCUCAUAUCGUGGUAUUUAUUUUUUUUUUAAAGCAGCUGUUGCUGUUUUUGCAUUAGUAGUGUGCCCUGAAAAGGAGAUAAAACUAUGGACUUUGGCACUGCCUUAACAGACAGCUGCUACUUUAGGGAGAAUAGCGCUUGUUCCUAUUCAACUAGUUGGGCUCCAAAGAAAAGGACUACCUCAUCUUUAGUUUGGGAUGAUGUGGCUGCAGGGUCAGGAGAAAUGUCAUAGCUGUGCUAGGUUUUGUUCUGCAUGUGUUACCUGGAUUAGGAGUCUUUCCUCACUGGAACUGGGCUCCGGAGGUUAUAAAGCUUUUGUAGAGGAGGAGCGGGGAGGUAGGACAGAUGGCUGAGGGUUGAGUUUGAGAAAACUGUGUGUCCCUGUGGUAAAUUGCUGCUCAGAGAACUCUUGGGCUAGGCCUGGGAAUUGCCUGUACUAAAACUACAAUUGUUUUUUCUGUGUGGUUUCUUUUCAAAAUGUGCUAUGUUGCAGUUCUUAAGUUCCUGGCAUUGGUAUCUAAUUAAAAAACAAAAAAAGCAAUUCCCCUCUUCAGAGAAAUAUUGGAAGUAGUCUUCUGCGUGCAAAGGUGGGUUUUGUCACGAUAUAAAUUAAUACUGCAUCUAUAUACAAAGGUGUUUUAUUCUAGUGGUAAAACUUAAGCUGUCCAAGGCACUUUAGUUUGUGAUUGCUGACUUUUGUUUUGGCAGGUGUUUCAGAUGAAAUCUAAGCCUCCUGUGGAGGAAGAAAAAAAUCACCUGACAGCUGUAGACUGUUCCUUUCCUGCAGAAAUACAGCAAUUUCCUCAAAUGCAAGUAAAAAUGGAACAAGCAUCCUUGAGCUUUUCUGAAGCUUAUAUUUAAUUUCAGUACCUUGGUGAUUGCUUUUGUGUAUUUAGAGAAUCUGCAAAGCCUCAUUGUAGGUUGGUUGGGCAUCUAGCUGGCUAUUCCCAUGUUUUCCUGAUCCUAGUGAAGGAAGCCUGUUCAAAUUUGGAUCAAAUUUAUAAAUCCACUGGUUAACAACAAUGGUCAAAGUGCAGGUUUGUUGAGCAUGAAUCCAAGUGAUGACUUUAAAAGCAUUACACUGUGUUGGUGUGAAUCAGAGCUUAUUGUUGAAAGAACCUCGAUACAAAGAAGUUGGUUGGGUUUUUUUUUUAGCAGGUUAUAUUUUAUUCUGUAUUAGCUGUAUUAUUGCUUUGUUGUAUAUCUCAAGGUGUUUACAUAUAUUUGUAAUUGUUACAAUGUGUCUGUAAUCAAGCUCAUCUGUGCCUUCAUGCAGACUUCCAAUAAACACUUGAUUUUUUUUUUUUUGUAUUUACUUUGUAUGGAAGAGUAUGGGGUGGAUGUCUAUUUCCUUCUAUCUGUCAGCCUGUCAUCACUGGGAAAAAGAGGAAGAAAAUGAGAAACAGGAAUCGGAGAAAGAUAUGUGCUUGUCUUUAUUUUUGCUGUCUUUGAUUCUAGUUGUGCCAUUUCUGGUAUUUUCACUUAAAUGACUGAGUGGGGAAUCUGGGGAUUAUCCUAUUUGCAUAAUAAAGUUUGCAUAGGAGAUGCUCCUCACUUUGAAUUAGGUGAAUAUUAUUUUGCUUCUGUCUUGGAAGAAUGUUGCUGUAUUUCUUGAGCUAUUAUUGUGGAAAAAUUCCUGAGUACCUUUCUCCCCCUGAAUUAAACAUGUAUGUUUAACCUUUUA